GACCCUCACGGCAGAGACGCCUCAGGCACUCUGGCGCGAGGGCGGUGCACGCCGUGCGUGGGCGUGUCCGAACAGGCCUCACUCCCCGCCUCCUCGCAACUGGAUAGGUCGCCCCCAGGAUCCGCUCCAGCGCGUGGGCCCCGUGCCCUAGGCGGGUAGCGCAGAGCGCGGGAGCCGGCGGCCGGGCUGGCCGGUAGACCCUCGGGCCGCUGCCGCAACCGCUACAGUCACAGCGUCCGCCAGGGGUUCGCGCGCCGCUGACGCGCAGAGAUGAAAUUCCCGGGCUCGGUGCUGGCGUCCGUGUUCCUGUUCGUGGCUGAGACGAUGGCGGCGCUAUACCUGAGCAGUACCUACCGCUCGGGCGGGGAUGGCAUGUGGCAGUCCCUGACGCUGCUUUUCUCGCUGCUGCCCUGCGCGCUAGUGCAGCUCACACUCCUCUUCGUGCACCGCGACUUCAGCCGUGACCGGCCGCUAGUGCUGCUGCUGCACCUGCUGCAGCUCGGGCCCCUCUUCAGGUGUUUUGAAGUCUUAUGCAUCUAUUGUCAGUCAGGCCACAUUGAAGAGCCUUAUGUCAGCAUCACCAAGAAGCGACAGAUGCCAAAAAAUGGCUUCUCAGAGGAGAUUGAGAAGGAAGUGGGCCAAGCAGAGGGCAAAAUGUUCACCCAUCGAUCUGCAUUCAGUCGGGCAUCGGUGAUCCAGGCUUUCCUGGGCUCAGCCCCUCAGCUGACCCUGCAGCUAUAUAUAAGCACCUUACAACAGAAAAUCACUUCCGGAAGAUGUGUUUGCAUGUUGCUGUCCUUGUUGUCCAUUGUGUAUGGAGCCUUGCGCUGCAACAUCCUAGCCAUCAAGAUCAAGUAUGAUGAAUACGAUGUCAAAGUGAAGCCUCUGGCCUAUGUCUGCAUCUUCCUCUGGAGGAGCUUUGAGAUUGCUACUCGAGUCAUUGUCCUCGUCCUCUUUACCUCCGUCCUGAAGGCCUGGGUGGUGCUCGUCAUAUUCAUCAACUUCUUUAGCUUCUUCUUGUACCCCUGGAUCCUCUUCUGGUGCAGUGGCUCCCCAUUCCCUGAGAACAUUGAGAAGGCCCUCAGUCGAGUGGGCACCACCAUCGUCCUGUGUUUCCUCACCUUCCUUUAUGCCGGUAUCAACAUGUUCUGCUGGUCAGCUGUGCAGCUAAAAAUCAACAGCCCCGACCUCAUCAGCAAGUCCCAGAACUGGUACCGGCUACUGGUAUACUACAUACUGAGAUUCAUUGAGAAUGCCUUUCUUCUCCUUAUGUGGUAUAUAUUCAAGACUGACAUCUAUAUGUAUGUGUGUGCACCUCUGUUGAUUUUGAAGUUGCUCAUUGGGUACUGCACAGCCAUUCUAUUCAUGCUGAUAUUCUAUCAGUUCUUCCACCCUUGCAAAAAGCUCUUUUCCUCCAGUGUUUCUGAAAGUUUUCAGCGGUGGUUAAAGUGCGUUUGCUGUCAGUGCCCGUGGCAGAAAUCCUCAACAUCUGUAGGAAAGACAGAUGUAAGGUCAUCUGGAGACAGAGAUGAGACACCUUCUAGCAGUAAAAUAAGUUCUAUGCCCAGCCAGAUCUUGAAUGCUGAUGAGCUCUGCUCUGCUUAAUGGAACUUGAGUCUCUUGGGGCAGAAACUGUUUUCUGAGUUCAUUGCUGCUCACGAUACAAGUGAUGAGUCCUGCACAGGUAACAAAGCAGGAAGCUAGUUUCAACUCCUUGGGAGUUGCUUCCCUUUAGAGAGCUCUUGGGUGUGUGGGAACAUGGAGAGAAGCCAGGGAAACAUCUGAGUGUUAGAGGAGCAGUUUAAGUCACCACCAUUCACAAUUGACCGUGUUCUCCCAGGUGUUACUGGCCUUUCCACUGACAAAGUACCCAUGAUAUCUGACUUGAGCUGGUUAGAUCUAUCAGGUAGAAUGAGGACAGUGGCUUUCUUGUUUUCUAGUUUUCUGGAUUUCUGAUCUGAGUAGACUAAUAUUGUAUUAUCCCUAAGCAUAGUUUUCACCCAAGAGCUGGCCUGGUGAUCAGAGAAGUUUACUGGAGUUUUGCCAUUGGCAACAUCACUACUGUCAGAGCUUUCAGAGAGAGCUGUUCAAGUUUGGUUUUUGAAUAGGGAGGUGUUCCAUUUUCAUCUCAUUAGGGCUCUCUUUAUAUAAUCAACUGUAGGCAUCUUGGCUUACUGUAUGUAGUAGAUUUAAAAGUCUAGAUUUGGAGACUUUGUACCCAAAGAUGCAGGGAUACAAAAUUGAAUUCUAAAUUUGGUUAUGGGAGCCCUACAAUUUUAGGAAAGUUGUGUGUUCCUUCAGUAUGUUGAAGAAGUUCUGGAACAAGAGGAUCGUUAAAAAAAUCAAAAUCAUGUAGGCUUUUGUAAGCAGAAUUCUUAAGUUCUUUGGAAGGUUGAAAAUGUGAAGCUUACACUUUUUCAAGGUUCAGUCCUGUCCUGCAGUUCUGGAAAAUUUCUAGUACAAUUUGCUAAGAUUUACCUUCUUAAUAAAGAAGAAAAUAAAACCCGUAGUGUUUACUGUGCUUCAUCCUUGCCUGUUAGGAAAGUUGCAGAUAAUAGUUACUUUGGUUAAGUUAAAAAAAAAGUUACUUUGGUUAACUUAAGUUUUUUUCUAGAAAACUCCACAGAAAUAUUUCACCUAGUGUGGGUAUAAAAGACAUUUCAUUUUUUAUUAGUUGAAGGAAAAAGGUUUAUCUUCUCCCACCAAGUGAGAUAUUGCCCUCAGAAACUUUUAAAUUAUAGAAAGUGAUUAAAUGACUAGAAGAUACUUGUCUUUAACUGAAUGCAUUUUGAUUUGGUUUGACUAUGAGUUAAUUUAUACAAGAUCUCCAAUUUUAUUCUUCUAUAUCCUUCUAUCUUCAGUAUACUUUCUGAACCCUAUUUGUUUCAUAAAAGGAUUGCAUAGCAUAUCCUCAAUAGUCUUGGAAAAAUGCCUGGAUUUAGUGCCAUUAUUUCUACCAUAAGCAUCUUGAUAAUGAAAUACCUAGAAGCAGGUGACCUGUCACCAACUAGGCUGGACAUUGCAUGUCAGUCGGUGUUGAAAGUCUAAAUACUUGGCUGAACUUUCUGGCCCAUCCAGUUUCUAACAGCUAGUCUAUGAGAGGACAGGUUAAAAAUGGUGAGUUUGAGCAGUAGUAGUAGUCAGAAUUAGACAGGAAUGGAAAGAGUGGUACUUCCCAGCCUUGGUUUGGAAGCCUGUUUCAAGAACCAUUAUAAAAUCUGAGUAUUAAAAUACACUUUAAAUUAUUUUAAUGUAGAAAAUAGGUAAGCAUUUUGAGUGACCUCAUAUCAGACUAACAUUGAUGACCUGUCAGAUUCCUAAAGCCCAAUUAUAAGCCAGUUACAUAAGGGCAAAGAGAUUUGGUAACUAAAUUGGACAUUUUGUCAUCUUUAACCCUUGAUCUACAGAUACCUUUGCUUUGGGGCCAUGUGUGUCCAUUCACUCUGGAAGAGACAAAACACUGCUUUUUUUCUGCGUGGUGAAAAUUUAAGUCAUGGUUCAUUAAGAAUUUUUAUUUUAAAAAUUUUAAAAUUAUAUCUCUGAAAUAGUAAAACUAUAGUACAGACUGCAGAUCUAGGUUGCCCUAAAGACAAACAAACCAGCAAAUUCCCUUACAUGUUGAGAGUUAAAAUGUGGCUUUCAGUUAGAAUUUUAAUUUUUAAAACUCUUAGAACUUUGUCUAAUUAAUUAUAUGCCAUAACGUGUCAUAACACCUGCUCUAAUUGAAUUAUUACCUUGGCUCAAUGGAAGUCAAAUAUUUUCUUAAAAUAUAUUGAAAUAAGAUCAUCAGACAUGUUUAGACUUUCUCUCUUCAUUAUUGGAGGCAGUGUACUAUAGAGAUUGGCAUCUCCCUGUCAAGCCCUACAAGUUAGUUAACAGCCAUAUGCCUCAGUUUCCCCACCCACCAAAUUUGGAUGAUAUAUAUAUAUAUGUACUUGCCUACCUCACAAGGUUGUCAGGAAGAUCAAAUUAAAUUAUAGUGUGAAAAUGCUUUGAAAAUAUUUUUCAAGUGCCAUAUGUGUUGAAGAAGUUAUUAUAGUUAGUUAUUCAAAUUGAUAAACAGGUUAUUAUUACUAUUUUACUGUUAGAAAAGAAACAAGUAGGAUCAUCCACAUAAGUGUCUUGAGUAAAUACAUUGGCCUUUGGCCUUAUGGAAGGGCAAAUGUAAGUUGUCUUUACUCUUGGAGAAAACUCAACCUUUGCCCUUCUCUUAACGUUACUUGCUUACAAAAAUUUGCACUGAAACACACAGCUCUUGGAGGGAAAAGACCCACUGCAGUCUGAGAACUUGCUUUCGAUGGCAGAUGAGUUUAUAAUUUUUGUAUCUAUCAUCUUUCAUAAAGGACAUAGCAGCAUGUUUUGGUCAUUUACAACUCAAAUGCCUAAGAUCCUGCUAGACUUUUACUGAAUGUGGGUUUAAUCUUUUCAGCCUUGUAAAUGAGAAAACAAACAAAUUGAUUGUCACGUGAAGCAUUUUUUUGAAAACCACCUUGGAAAUUACUGCUAUGUUUAUGAGUGUAUGUGUCAGUACUUCUCAACCAGUAAAUUGUGGAUGUGAGUUUUUGCAGGCUGCUGUUCUACAGCCAUUGAUGCUAGUAUUGUUUGUUUCUUUAUAUAAUAAAUUAAUUUUUGAAAUA
Molecule: messenger RNA, 4637 nt
Organism: Phyllostomus hastatus (greater spear-nosed bat)
Lineage: Eukaryota; Metazoa; Chordata; Mammalia; Chiroptera; Phyllostomidae
Gene: XK
Product: X-linked Kx blood group
Exons: 3
Coding region: 271-1605 (444 amino acids)
Cellular component (GO): membrane
Source: RefSeq, a predicted model, not a curated record